Messenger RNA from Saccharomyces eubayanus, 4251 nucleotides. It is a transcript of the gene SKI3, whose product is annotated as SKI complex subunit tetratricopeptide repeat protein SKI3. The coding region runs from base 1 to 4251 and encodes 1416 amino acids. Lineage: Eukaryota; Fungi; Ascomycota; Saccharomycetes; Saccharomycetales; Saccharomycetaceae. Gene Ontology annotation, molecular function: protein binding. The transcript has a single exon. The record is from RefSeq and is a predicted model, not a curated record. Gene Ontology annotation, cellular component: Ski complex.
AUGUCGGACGUCAAACAACUGUUGAAAGAAGCCAAGCUAGAAUUGACGAGACGGGACUACGAAGAGACCAUUGAAAUUUCUGAAGAAGUUCUUAAAUUAGACCCUGACAAUUACUUUGCACAUAUCUUUUUAGGCAAAGCGUUUUCGAGUCUUCCACCUAGUAAUGAAGGCAACUCAAAUCGUCAUUUGGAGAGUGCCACUGCCCAUUAUAUAUCCGCUACCAAAUUGGCCCCUGACAACCUUUUAGCAUGGAAGGGUCUUUUCCUCUUAUUCAAGACCACCGAGGCCGUUCCAAAUAUACUUUCGUAUGAUGAAUAUUUUGAUUUAUGUGGCCAAUAUGCCGAUAUUCUUUUGAAGCAGGAGCAGUCUCAAGUAGAGCUGAUAAAUGACAUAAAGCUUUUAAAGAAAACUCAUACAGACUGUAGGAAGGCCUUUUAUGAGCAUUUGAAACCCGGAUCUUUAAUGGCCGAAACCAUUGGUCGUCAUUUAGCUACACCACAGGACGCCUUAUUGAAUCUCAUAAAAAUUUUGUCCAAUACAGAAGUCACAGAAAUUGGUAAGGCCGUUAGUCAGAAUAGAUUAAGACUAAAAGCCAGUGAUCCAGAUUAUCAGAUUAAAUUAAACUCAUUCUCCUGGGAAAUCAUUAAAAACUCAGAAAUUGAUCAGCUAUACAACCAAUUAGUAAAUAUUCUCACCGAUGAUCAACUGAGAAGUGACACCGAAAAUGAGUGGUUGGAAUAUAGAAUCAAAGUCCUAAAAUCUAUGCCGUUAGAUGUGAAGAAGGGUUUCUUCAUGAAAGUCAAAGACAUGGUUGAAGACAUGGUUCUUGUAGAUCACCAGUCUUUACUUGCCUGGCAGAAAUUUUUUGAGUGGAAGGAUUACGAAGAUCUGGACAACAUGGAUGCCAUGCUGAUAUUACAGUAUUUUAAGAAGUUUCCUAAAGAUCCUUUAGCGAUGAUUCUUUAUUCUUGGGUUUUUUCAAAACUAUCAAAAUAUGAUAUCAAGAGUUUGGAAGCCACUAAUCAACCGACUGAAAGCCAUGACAAGAGAAAUAAGGAAACAGAUGUCAAGAAUACAGAUGAACAUGUAAUUAAGGAUCAAGAUGAAAAUGAAAAUGAGCCAAAAGAAGAUGACGAAGAAGAUUUCGAUGAUAUGGAAAUCGGUUUAUUGGAAGAUGAAGUUGUAACUGCAUUAACAGAAAAUAUCGUAAAGUGCAAAAAUAAUAUUUUGGCACAUCGGAUUUUAUGUCAGUAUUAUUUGCUCACCAAGGAAUACGAAGCAUCUUUGCCGUACAUCAAAACGGGAAUUUCAUUAAUCGCUUAUAACAUUAAGGAUUUGGGAGUUUAUUUGCCAUUAACUAAAAGAGAGUUUUCUCUGGAUCUGGCAACUGUUUAUACAUACGUUGAUGCUCCAAAAGAUCAUAAUGCUGCGUUGAGAUUAUACGACAACAUUUUAUCUGGUGAUUCUGACAAUAUACAAGCAAAAAUGGGUAAGGGUAUAAUUUUCAUUGAAAGAAAGAACUGGGAGGAGGCAAUGACUUUAUUGACCGAAGUGCAUGAACAAUCUCCUGAUAACUUGGAAGUUUUGUCUGAACUAUCGUGGAGUAAAGCACAUAUGGGUUUCAUGGAAGAAGCUCUGAUUGGCCUAGACGGGGUGGUCAAGGCUAUCAAAGGUAUGGAUUUGCGUUCGAUUGAUUUCAGAGCAUUGAACUUAUGGAGGCAAGCAAAAGUAUAUCUAAUGAAACAUGCUUCACUUGACGAUGAAAAUCAAGAAAAUAUCAAGUUUGCAUUCAAACUACUAAUUCAAAGUAUCAAGAUCUUGGACACUUUUGCCCCUGGUUUCUCAACGCUGGGUGAUAUCUAUUGUCACUAUUAUAAAGAUCAUUCAAGAGCUUUCAAAUGUUACUUCAAAGCGUUUGAUCUGGAUGCAGGUGAUUAUACGGCUGCAAAAUAUAUUACAGAGACAUAUGCAAGCAAGCCCAAUUGGCAAGCCGCCUCUUCCAUUGCUUCAAGAUUGAUCAAAGGCGAAAAGGCCAAGGCAGAAUUACGUUCGAACAAUUGGCCAUUUAGAGUCGUUGGGGUUGCUCACCUGGAAAAGCAAGAAGAAAGUGACUCUAUUGAGUGGUUUCAAUCUGCUUUACGCGUUGACCCCAAUGAUGUUGAGUCAUGGGUAGGUCUGGGACAAGCAUACCAUGCGUGUGGUCGUAUAGAAGCAUCAAUUAAAGUCUUCGAUAAGGCCAUUGAAUUACAAGCUUCACACACUUAUGCGCGAUAUUUCAAAGCUCUAUCACUAUGUGACAUGGGUGAAUAUCUUGAAAGUUUGGAGACGCUAGAAAAAGUGUGCCAAGAAGUGGCUACCGAAGAAUCUUUCCAGAUUGGUUUGGUGGAUGUGCUUGUAAAAUACUCCUUGGAUUUAUAUUCACAGGGGUUUUUAAUGAAAUCAGUAGCAAUUGCCAACGAUACUAUUGAAAGGAUUAGGAUAAUAAUCACCGAGUUGCAAUGCACAAACCAGCAGAUUUGGAUUUGCCUUUCACAAGUCUUGAGACUGUUCAUUUGGAUAGAAUCCAAGGUUGAUACUUUACCUGUUGAAUCACUAGUAUCAAUUUUCCAAAUUUCUGGGCUUACUGAAACUAAAGAAGUUGAUUCCAUCGACAAUAUUAAAAUUGACACCUUGCUGGAUAGUACUACUGACGAUAAUGUAUCCAUUGCAUGUAAAUUUUUGAUAUUGGCUUCAAAAUACAGUGUUUCCAAUCAAAGCAUGUCAGAUGCCGCAGGAACAAUUAGAGCUUCAUACUGGUAUAAUAUUGGUAUCUCUGAGCUUACCGCAUUUGUUACUUUGAAAGAUUCUCAUUAUAGAGAUGCUGCAGUUUUUGCUUUCAAGAAAUCGAUUCAACUACAAUCCAAUACAAGCGAAACUUGGAUUGGACUGGGUAUAGCAACUAUGGAUAUAAACUUUCGUGUUUCACAACAUUGUUUCAUUAAGGCAACUGCUUUGGAGCCCAAAGCGACCGAUAUUUGGUUCAACUUGGCUAUGCUGGGCUUGAAGAAAAAUGAUGCUGAGUUUGCCCAGCAAGUUCUCAAUAAGUUACAAAGCCUUGCGCCACAGGAUUCAUCUCCUUGGUUAGGAAUGGCUUUAAUACUUGAACAACAAGGGAAUAUUGUCGAAAGCUCUAAAUUGUUUGCACACUCCUACAUAUUAUCCAAUGGUAGUUCAAAGGCCGCCCAAGUAUUAUAUGCUAAAAGUGUACUUGAAAAUCAUAUUGACAACGGUGAUGACGAAAGAGAUAUUGAAACAGUAGAAAAACUAACCACUGUUUCAAUAGCUCUGGAUCAGUUCUUCAAGAAAAGCCCUGAAAAUCCGUUCGCUAUUCAGUGUGCUCUGUUAACCUUUGAAAGGUUACACCAUUACGAGCCUGCUAAUAAGUUAGCUGACCAACUCGCAGGAAUAUUGGAGAAAAGAUUUGAAAAAACUCAAGACGAAAAAGAGUUAUUUAAUUUUGGUAUCAUCAAGGGACAGUUUGCCCGUAUUCAUCUAGGUCUGGGGCAUUUUGAACUCUCCAUUGAAAAUGCAGAAUUGUCUCAAGGUAUUAUAUCCGAAUCCAGUGACAAAAAAGCAUUAAGAACAAAGAUAUCGAAUCAUAUUUCUCUAGGAUUGAGUUAUUUUUUCCUGAAUGAUUUUGAUCAAACAUUAAGACAAUUUCAAGAGUUGCUAAGAAUUUCGAAGGAAUCUAAGCAUUUGGUGAUUUUGAUCGCUAAGGUACUUUAUGAUGUAGGUGAAAAUGAUGCGAAGGAAAUUGCCCUACAAGAACUAACAGAAUAUAUAACCGCAAAAGGGGCAGACUUGUUAAUAACACUAACCAUUGCAGCUAUGUCAAUUCUGGAUGACAAGCGUGAAGAUUUAAGCAUUAUUGUAAAUGAAUUGAAGGCCUUGCCAUUGUCCAGUCUGAUAGCGGAUAAACACAAAGAUGCACCAUAUCUGAUAGAAGAGAUAACGAAAAGACUUUAUAAUGAUGACACCUGUAAACAAACAUGGCAAAGAAGCGCAUAUUUUUUCCCCAAUAAUCUCGAGGUCUGGAAUAGAUUGAAUAAAAAUAUUCAGCGUAAAAUAGCUUCUAACGGUCAGAAUAAAGUCACUGCAGAGGAGAUGAGUAAACUAUACUGUGAAAGUAAAAAUUUGAGAAGCGUGCAAAGAAGUGUGUUCCUGUGUCCUUGGAACAAAACUGUGGUGAAUGCACUAAAAGAGUGCUUUUAG